GAAAACGUCCUUUGGGUGUGCGAAGAGUUGGCCGAGGGGCGGUGCCACAGUGAAAUCUUUCCGUAUGAUUGACAAGCACACUAGCCAAUAGCAUUCCUACAUCUAUACGAGUUGACCAAUGUAACUAGUUGGGGUCGGGAGUUUUAAAUUCCCGGUCAUUGAGCCGCUGUUUUCAGAUGUUCGAGCACCGUAACAUUCUGUUUACCGAAUAACGUUAAGAGUUAACAUUUUUAUUCUGGUUUAUAUUUUUUUAGUACGACGUUUUAAAUGCAAGUUUUAACAGUACAGCUCUUGCCUGCCUAGUGCUUUUUCACCAGUAACGGGCUGUCAGACGAGAUGGAGGUUGGCACAGUAGUGCAGAAUGAAAUGAAAUUUCGGGGGGCUGAAUUUGCUGUCAAGGUCGAGCUGGCGGAGCGGGUACUAAUGGUAGAGAUUUCAGAUGUGGUUACAGCAGACCAAUGGAGAGGAGAGUUUGAUCCUGCUUAUAUUGAAGACUUGACCCGUAAAACUGGAAAUUUUAAACAGUUUCCUGUAUUCUGCAGCAUGCUAGAGUCUGCAGUCAACAAGUCCAGUGAAUCUGUGACCCUUGACCUCUUGACCUAUUCAGACCUUGAGCUUCUGCGGAACAGAAAGUCAGGUGUCGUUGGCCGCCCUCGUGUUCAGCCCCAAUCCCCUGCUCUCAGUGCUAAGAGAUACCUCAUCCUCAUCUACACUGUAGAGUUUGACAGGAUACACUAUCCUCUUCCACUUCCAUAUCUUGGGAAACCUGAUCCAGCAGAGCUGCAGAAAGAGAUUCGAGCUCUGAGAUCUGAGCUGAAAGCACUGGUACGGAGAGGAGAGCACAACGUGUCAGACCAGGAAACACGCAGGCUACGUGCAGAAUUGGCUUUAGUGAGAGAUGAAAAGGAAGCUUUGGCCAAGGCUCUGGAUCGUUUACAGAUGGUUGGUGCCAGUUCCACACCUGGGGCUCAUGGGCUCAGAGAGGUAGUGCACAGCCUAGGGGAACAGCUGCUGCAGGAAAGGGCAAAAAGCCAACGUUCAGCUAGCAAGAGGGGCCAGGAACAGCGCCUCCUACUGGAACAGCUGGAGGAACUCAAAGCUUCAGAGCGAGGUCUUCGGAUACGUGUCAAAAGUUUGACUACCGAGUUGGCCUUGCUACGUCGUGGUCGGGUAACUCCAGUCAUAUCUGGUCGAAGGGGAUUUAGAAGUGAUGGGGAGGUUCAUCUGUCUUUAUCCAGAGAGUGCAGUUUGACCCGUGUAGGGGUGAGAGCUCGAUCGAGCUCGAGGGAGAGGAUGGAGGAUAGGAGCAGGAGGUCAGAGGAGAGAGUGAGGAGGGCAGAUUCUUCAGGGUCUCGGAACUGCAUCUCAAGACCCUCACCAUCUCCAACAGGGUCACAUGUGCCUCGGUUUGAUCCCACGGCCUUCAUACAGGACCGGCAACGGCGCCAAAGAGAGGCAGAGAUGAAAAAUCAGAGGAAGAUUAGAAGGGACAUGUUGGCUUCACCAUCUCUGAUGGAAAGAGGGCAUUCCUGGUCCAGAAAUCCUGUUCCUCAGCUGAUGAGAGGAGGAAGUGCUGGCAGGGGGAGGAGUGUGUCUGUGGAAAGCAGGAGUCGAUGCUCUUCUGAAGGAUCUGUUGCUGAGUUUGAAAAGCUUGCUAAGCCUCUAAAUAGCAGGGGAAGGAAACUGGUGUGUAAUGGUCCAGCUGUGACCAGAGGAAGACACUUAAACAAAAAGGCACAAAGGAUAAGGGCUGCAGACACAUCUAUUGACACAGGUGCUGACCUGUCAGAGAUUGACGCUCGUCUUCAGGCCCUUCAGGACUACAUGCAGGACCUUGACACUGGGCGCUGACUUUUCUGAUUGGAUUCAGAUGUCAAUUUAGGCAUUUUGCACAAGCUAAUACGGAGACUGAAUAACAUGGACAAUUAUUAAUUGUACAACAUAAUUCAAACACUGUGUACAGAUGUAUCUGUAACAUGUAGCUAUUUUUACAUGAAAAUACAAAGAAACUCUCAUGCCAUUUAUAUUCUUUAUCUCUAAUGUAACUUUUGGACUAGUUUUAUGAAAUGCAAUGACAUUUGGUUUUGUAAAGGGGGCUCUUUAGACUGUUGCCAUAUCAGACUUGAAGUAAAUCAGAAGUGUCCAAAAGUAUGACCUCAGGAUAUUAUGUUGAUAUAUAUAUUCCUGUGUGUAUUUUAUGAAUGUGUUUGUUGACCAUUAUUUUGUUUUAUGUAUGUUUUAGCUGCUCUUCCAUUUGUAUGUUUGUGAGAUUCUGAAAAACUGUUUAUAUAUAUAUAUAUAUAUAUAUAUAUAUAUAUAUAUAUAUAUAUAUAUAAAGGAUUUUGCUCUUCAUUGCCAUGCAAAAAAUGUAUCUGAUAUACCACAAUUUUAUAUAAUUUUUAUAAUCCAUCUAGCUCAGCUUGUAGAGCAUAGCACCAGCAACACCAAGCUUUUGGGUUUGAUUACUGAUAAAAUGUAAGCCUUGAGCACACAAGGUUGCGUUUGUUAAAAGCAUCUGCCAAAUGUGUAUAUGAUGCAAAUAUUUCUAUUAUAACAUCAAGUUUUUACCAUUUAAUGUAUGCUAUUUCUGUCAGUCCAUGUCGCUCAUUUGUUUAAUGUGAUACAACAAAAAAUCUUGUAUAUAGAAUGCCAAAGGUAAAAACACUGUAGAUUGACUAUAGAAGAGGAUUACUGAACCUUUAAACCCUUCGUGAUAAAAACAUGGGCAUAGAUUUAUUGUGGUUGUCUGUAGAUGGACACAUCUGCUAUAAUGUAAUAAAAAGCAUAUUAAGAUUUUGAACAACAUGAGGUUAAGUAAAUGAUAACAGAAUUUUAAUUUAUGGGUGAACUUUAGCUUUACUCAUUCAUAUAUGACACAUUCAUAUGCCUUAUUCAUAUGACGAAACGGCUGUCAACCUCACUUUUUUCCACAUCACUCCACCUCCUGUAUCUUGUCCAUUUUUUGGAGUUGUGCCACACCUCUUAACUAUUCCUCGAUCUCUCUCUUAUAAAUAGUGUUACAAAAAAGUACCAAAUGUUUAAAGGCCAUUAGAGACCCUGAUUAUGUGGUUUAUUUUUUUCCACUUACAAAAAUAAUUUUUUUAUUAUUUCAUUAUCUGUAUAAGUUUACUAUCACAAUGAUAUCUGUUUCUUUGUUUAUCACAAGAUUAAUUAGUACUCUA
Molecule: messenger RNA, 3182 nt
Organism: Xyrauchen texanus (razorback sucker)
Lineage: Eukaryota; Metazoa; Chordata; Actinopteri; Cypriniformes; Catostomidae
Gene: ccdc61
Product: coiled-coil domain containing 61
Exons: 13
Coding region: 337-1851 (504 amino acids)
Cellular component (GO): centrosome
Source: RefSeq, a predicted model, not a curated record